AUGGCUACUCACCUCCAUCGACCGAGCACAAGCUGGUCAGCAGUGCUGCUCUGUUUAGUGAUCUCGCUGGCAGGGCAAACCUUCGCCCAGUCUGGUGAUGGGGGAGGUGCGUCAGGCGUGGAGCCGGGAGAUAUUGGCGGUGGUGCUCCGGGAACGGGGUCUGGAAACGCAGGAGCGCAGGGCUCAGACACAGGCUCAGUGAAGUUGAGUGUUGGCGCCACGGUCGCGAUUGCGGUUGUUGUAAGUCUGGUUGUGCUUCUUGGUGGGACCGCUGCGAUCCUGUUCUUCCUGGCGAAGAAGAGGCAGUGGAAGAUCAAGGAGGGGCUGAGAAGGUCCGCUAGUAAAGUGAAGAGCGCGGUAAAGGCUGUGACUACGCCGAUUACACCGAAAAGGAUGACGUUCUCGCCGAUUGAGAAGAGGAAUAGGGGGCACGGGCAAGAGAUGACGAAACACCCUGCUCCAGAGGGCUUGGGAAUCAAAGCUGAUGUCAGUGGGCGGGAGAGUGAUCGUGAUCUUGAGAAGGGUGUGCCGUCUUCCGGGGUAGCUGUGGUGAGUGGUGGUGGUGGUGGUGGUGGUGAUCGUGACUCCAAGAUAAAGGAAGGACCGAAACCACGGAGCAAGAAUGACGGUAAAGGGAAGGACAAACUGAGGCCGCCGAAGGUGGAGAUCCCGCCGAGUGCGUUCGAGAUGGAUAGUCCGAAGACGCCAAUGUGGAAGAAGGUGUUUGGACGAUAG
Molecule: messenger RNA, 735 nt
Organism: Exophiala xenobiotica
Lineage: Eukaryota; Fungi; Ascomycota; Eurotiomycetes; Chaetothyriales; Herpotrichiellaceae
Exons: 2
Coding region: 1-735 (244 amino acids)
Source: RefSeq, a predicted model, not a curated record